AUGAAGUUAUACUUUGACGCAGAAAAGUUCCUCAAAUACAACGAUGGCAGUCUCCAGAAACGGAUCUUCAAUGACAAACAUAUCAACAACCCAAAACACGUAUACGCAUUGGUCUAUUCCACCAUAAAGUACAAUGAGUACAUACAACAAAUCAUAAAAAAGUCCAAGAUACAAAAAGAACUAAAAACAAAGAUCAGCAAUGAGUUGUUGUCAUUGUUGGUACAUGAUUUGAUAUUUAGUUCUAGAGGUAGAAUUGAGAGUGGAAAGCACCCAAUCAAGGAGGCAGUGUUAGCUCACAAGACUAGAUUACAAGCGGAAUUCAUAAAGUUGAAGUUGAAAUACAAAGUCAAGUCCGUUCAGCAAUUACCCACUAAGGAUAACGAUGAUGAAACACCGGUAAGAUGGUUCAGGAUAAACUCAAUCAAGAUCGACCCAGAAAGGUUCUUCAAAAAACAUGCAUUUUUUUCCAAAUUGCAACCAGUCAACAGUUUUCAAGAUCUAACGGAACCUGGAUUCAUUUACGCCGAUGAUCAUAUUCCGAACUUGUACGGUAUUCAUCCAAAAGAAAAACUAUCAUUGACGGAGGCUUACAGAUUAGGUGAAGUGAUAAUCCAAGAUCGCGCAUCUUGUUUUCCAGCACAUAUCUUGAACCAUAACAAAGAACAUGUCAAGAUCAUUGAUGCUUGUGCAGCACCUGGGAAUAAAACCUCACAUGCAGCAUCCUACCUUCCUCAUGAUGAGAAGUCUGUUAUCUAUGGGGUUGAAAGAGAUGAGAAACGAGUAGGUAUACUACGCAAGAUGAGUGAACGGGCCCUUGGGAAAAGCAAAAAGAAAUUGAUUCAAGUAUUGCACAAUGAUUUUACAAAGAUUAACCCAGAAGAUUUCCCUGACGUUACUGGUCUCAUUGUUGAUCCUUCAUGUAGUGGGUCUGGUAUUUUCGGUAGAGCAUCAGAUGAGGAAGAGAGCAACGACCAAAGACUUGAAAAAUUGGCAUCAUUCCAAGUGAUUAUUAUGAAACAUGCAUUGUCGUUUCCAAAUGCUCGCAAGGUUGUGUAUUCCACAUGCUCAAUACAUGCUGAAGAAAACGAGAGGGUAGUGAUUGAUUUGCUCUCUGAUCCACAAGUGCAAGCUCAAGGUUGGAAAUUGGCUUCCAGGGAAGAAGUACUUCCGACUUGGGAAAGAAGAGGUAUUGAGUCAGAAUUUGUUGCCUUAUCCAGAGACGCUGAGGUUUGUAAACAAUUGGCAAGUGGAUGUGUUAGGUCCUCUCCAAAAGAAGAUGGGGGUAUCGGGUUUUUCGCUGCUUGUUUUGUUAGGGAUGCAAAAGAGGUUAGAGCUAAAGAGGAAGCAGGAGAUGAAGAGGAUGAAGAACAGUGGGCCGGAUUUGAGUAG
Molecule: messenger RNA, 1389 nt
Organism: Lodderomyces orthopsilosis Co 90-125
Lineage: Eukaryota; Fungi; Ascomycota; Pichiomycetes; Serinales; Debaryomycetaceae
Product: rRNA (cytosine-C5-)-methyltransferase
Exons: 1
Coding region: 1-1389 (462 amino acids)
Biological process (GO): rRNA base methylation
Cellular component (GO): nucleolus
Molecular function (GO): methyltransferase activity
Source: RefSeq, a predicted model, not a curated record